Aureobasidium melanogenum CBS 110374 is the source of this 939-nucleotide messenger RNA. RefSeq lists its product as uncharacterized. The transcript has a single exon. The coding region runs from base 1 to 939 and encodes 312 amino acids. The record is from RefSeq and is a predicted model, not a curated record. Lineage: Eukaryota; Fungi; Ascomycota; Dothideomycetes; Dothideales; Saccotheciaceae.
AUGCAAUCAGAGAAGCAAGAAGAGACUAUUUCUUUGCCAGAAACCAAGACCCAAACAUGGCAACCCACCUAUCUCAGAGACCUACCCUCUAUACCUGCAGAUGAACCCUCUACCAUCCCUUCGCUUCAAGAAAUGCACCGCUUCGACCGCUCCUUCAUCCUCAGCCACCUCGGCGGCACCCGCUGGCUCCCUUCCUUCUACAGCGUCCCCGAAGACGAACUCUCCCUCCUCCCCGGUCGUGGAUUCUACCUCCUCGACGACCAAACCGAGCCCUUAGCGCCCUCAUCUCCAGGCCUCCACGGCAGCCUUGUGACUCCAAUCCUGCGUCUACCAGAAGAUAACAAUCCUAACACUCCAAAGCCAGAGUCUAUGCACAAUGCCCCUUUGUUCCUCAAGUCGGGGCAAAAAUACAUUUACUUUGGGAUGUAUACCUACCUCCGCGCCGAUCGUCUAGACAUCGACAGAUGUUCCUCUUUACUCCCUUCCUCGCUAAAAGCAUUCUGGGCAAACCAACUCACCUCUCCAAACCGUCCAAAAUGGGUUACAGAGCUGUUGCAACAACACCUCUGUCCCCCUCCUACUUAUUCCGGUCCUUUGCCUUCUCAUGUCUCCGAUGAUACUGCGUCUUCAGCUUUAACGCAACACCUUCAAAUCCACGAAUCUUGGCAUCGCGACACGCACCUCAAGACUUCCUUCCUCAAGACUGAACACAUCCUCGCUGCGUUCGAGGCUCCGGAUACAGGUGGCGAGAUGCCUGGGAUAAGAUUCUGGUGUUUGGGGUUGAGGUGUGAAGGGUGGGAUAAGGGAUUCUACGAAAUGAUGGUUAGGGAAGAAGGAAAUUGGGAGAAGGAAGGAAGAAGGGAUGGAGAAAAGGAGAGAGAAAGACAAAAGGAGAUGUUGAGGUUGUUGGGAAGGAAGGGAAGACCGAUCAAGUGGUAA